Molecule: messenger RNA, 3288 nt
Organism: Electrophorus electricus (electric eel)
Lineage: Eukaryota; Metazoa; Chordata; Actinopteri; Gymnotiformes; Gymnotidae
Gene: dpf3
Product: double PHD fingers 3
Biological process (GO): nervous system development
Cellular component (GO): nBAF complex; nucleus
Source: RefSeq, a predicted model, not a curated record
UUGGGUUACAGUGGGGCAAAAUGGCGACUGUCAUUCAGAAUCCACUAAAAGCGCUCGGCGACCAGUUCUACAGGGAGGCCAUCGAGCACUGUCGUAGCUACAACGCCCGCCUGUGCGCCGAGCGCAGUAUCCGCAUGCCCUUCCUUGACUCACAGACGGGUGUCGCCCAGAACAACUGCUACAUCUGGAUGGAGAAGAGGCACAGGGGGCCAGGUUUGGCUGCGGGUCAGAUGUACUCCUACCCAGCCCGCUGCUGGAGGAAGAAGAGGCAACUUCAUCCCCCAAUCGACCCUCAGCUCCGACUAUGCGAACUCAGGCUUGAAGCUGAGCUGAUGUCCAAGAAAGAAGCCCCACCCACUGAAUCCACUGCCCUGGAAGCUUUGCUCAGAGGGGAAGGGCUUCUGGACAAAAGAAGCACAAGCUCCAAGGAGGAAGAGACCCUGCUGGAGAUUCAGAGGGUGCUCGAAGCUGAGGACAAUGUGGAUGGUUUCCAUGAUGAUGAUGACUUUGAUGUGGAUACACCUAAGAGGAAGCAGCGAAACAAAGGCCGAGGCCGAGGGUCCGGCCGCAAGAGGACAGAUGCAGUCGCCAGUGAUGACCAGGACAAGCCCUACGUGUGUGACAACAGAUACAAACAAAAGCAUAACUCAAAAACUGCUGACUCAGUUUGUGGUAAGCGUUAUAAGAACCGGCCUGGUCUGAGCUACCACUACACGCACACGCAUCUAGCCGAGGAGGAAGGUGAGGAGGAGCGUGAGACAGAGAUCCCACAGUCGCCGCCCAACCACCACACCGAAAACCACAAGUCACAAAAGGGAUCUGACGGUGUGAUCAUCUCCAACGACUACUGUGACUUCUGCCUGGGUGACUCAGGCUCCAACAGGAAGACGGGCCUGGCUGAGGAGCUGGUGUCCUGUUCUGACUGUGGCCGAUCUGGCCACCCAACUUGCCUUCAGUUCACAGACAACAUGAUACAGGCAGUGCGCACAUACCAGUGGCAGUGUAUCGAGUGCAAGUCCUGCAGUCUGUGUGGCACCUCCGAGAACGACGAUCAGCUCCUGUUUUGCGAUGACUGUGAUCGGGGCUACCACAUGUACUGCUUACAGCCCCCCAUGUCUCAGCCUCCAGAGGGUAGGCCCCGGAGCAUCCGCACACGCUUCACCCUCUCGGGCAGCAUCAGGACGGUCACCAACAAGAAAACAAGAGGGUGGACCUCACCUCUGUGGCUGCAUGCUCAGAUAAUAUUGCCAUUUGGAAAUAAAAGCUGUACACGUUUAUCUUUACAUGGGGCGGUAAAAUGCAUCGAUUCAGCAUGUCCAACUAUACCAAUUUUGAUAAUGAAAAUAAUCGAUGAAAAUAAUACUCAAAGUAUGUGCUCAUUUUUUCCUUCAAAUCCAGAACAUAAAGGCAGCUGGAGUUGUCAUCUGUGUCUGGACCUACUAAAGGACAAGGCAUCGGUCUUUGGAGAAGCAUAGAUGUCACUGAAGAGCCUCCUUCUUCUAUAUGCCCCACAGUCUCACAGCACCCCUUUCCACACACACACACACACACACACACACACACACACACACACACACUGCAGAGAGCAGAAUCCAGAUGGCUGUGCAGCCGUGUUCUUCUCAAGCUGUAGCUCUAGACUGCAGUAGCAUAAGCACUCCGUCUCUGUGGAGACAAUCCAUCUGUGCAGCACCUGUUCACUGCUGAGCUCCUGAGUCUGUGCAGUCAGUGGUCUACCUCACAACUCAGUCCAAAAGUAGGGUUACACACACAACACAGUGUCCUUAUUAAAACCAGGCAUGCUGAGUGGCGCAGGAACACACCCAGAUAAACAUCACUGUCAAACUCCUCUCAAGAGGAUGGACUAGAAAGCUCCAGGGCUAAGAUGCAAAACUGUUGGAAUACAAGCUCAUUUUAUCAUUCAAAUUCACUUUUUUCAUGUUUCGUUUCAUCAGGGCUUCUGUUUAUUUACUGCCCCUGUCUUAAUAUCUGUGAUAAAUGAUGAAGAUGAUUAGUUGAUUAUCCCUAAUAAAUUGGUGUGGGGAGUGAAGGACAACAGGUCUUCACAGUUUGUAGCAGAAACUCACCAGCUCUGUGACUCAGCUUUCAUUGUAUUUCCCAAGUAAAUUGAUCAGGUUUCUAUAAUCAAGAAAAGGAUUGUUGCCUGUAUGACAUAACUCCGGUGGAAGUAGAAGUAGCAUACAACAAUAAAAAGAAAAGUGAAGUAUGCAGUAUAAUGGUAAUACAUUUUCUCAUACACACAUCAUCUGUCAGCAUAGGUGCGGGUGUGUCUGAUAAGCUUUUUUUUUCUUUUUAAAACUUUUUUUUAAAGUUAGAGAUACUAACAGCAAGGCAGUAUGUAACUAUAUAAACAGCAUAGUGAAAAAUACUUUCUUUACUCAAACUCACUUGGGUAAGAUUGUAAAAUACUCAGUAAGGCACAAAUUCAUCAAAAUGUACUUAAGAACAGAUAAUUUAGUACAUUUAACUAGUUAUUACCCACUUCUGAGUAGAAAAUGCAAGUUCAUGAAGAACUAUUCUUGCUCUGAGUUAUUACGAUGAAGUCAGAUGUGAUUGGAGAAAUAAUUCAGUACAUUGUGAAUGUAUUCCUAAAAGCAUCAAACAUGUUUUUCUCUAUUUUUUAAAAAUAUGUAUUUAAUGCUUUAUGGAGAUACUAUAACUUUAUCAAAAAAUCUGUCUUUUGUGCUUUUUAGUGUAGAUCUUCCACAGACAAUCAUGACUUAGAUUACAUAGCAGAUAUUACAUCUAGUGUAUAUACUGCAGUUGUUCAUUCCAGGAUUUCUGCAUACUGUGUGUUACCAUUUGAAGCCUUCUAACUGUUUAUGGUUUUUAUGGGUAGGCUAUUCAACUUGCAUAUUAAUAUUUGUAUUAAAAUGAACAGAUAAAGAGAAACUCCAUGUUCUAAGUGUUUGACAGAUUUCAUUCGAAAAACCUCCCAGUCGUUCAAGAAUCUUCCAAAGUUGCCUCUUUUGUAGUAGAAGAAAAAACAGGUUUGCACCUUGACUGAUAAGCUCACUGCAUUUUGUAUGUCUUUGUUCAUGAUAUAUCAGCAUCUCUAUUUCCGUCUGGAGGUUCGCUUCCCUCCUCUGGUCUGUAGAAUGCAGCAGAAGCUCUAUUUUCAGAGUCAAUUUAUCAAUGCAAAUCCUCCAAAUCCUCAGAUCUGUUGAAUAUUUCAUCUGUUUCUGGCAAGAGUUGGCUGCACUGAGCCUAGUGAACAAAGAGGUUUGGGGAAUGUUAUGAUCAGAUGUCACAGUGUGAAAAAAUCCCUAU